Messenger RNA from Microstroma glucosiphilum, 2205 nucleotides. RefSeq names its product OMPdecase-domain-containing protein. Gene Ontology annotation, cellular component: cytosol; nucleus. Bases 1 to 2205 code for a protein of 734 amino acids. Gene Ontology annotation, molecular function: DNA binding; DNA N-glycosylase activity; DNA-(apurinic or apyrimidinic site) endonuclease activity. The transcript is spliced from 5 exons. NCBI's taxonomy places the organism in Eukaryota, Fungi, Basidiomycota, Exobasidiomycetes, Microstromatales, Microstromataceae. Gene Ontology annotation, biological process: 'de novo' UMP biosynthetic process; base-excision repair, AP site formation; base-excision repair. The record is from RefSeq and is a predicted model, not a curated record.
AUGGCGCAGAGCAGCGUCGCAUCCAAGACGUACGCAUCGCGGGUCGCCUCCUUUGCGAAUCCCGCCGCGAAGCUGCUCCUCGAAACGAUGGAGAGGAAAAAGACGAACCUCUGCGUCAGCGUAGACGUGACAAAGAAGGCAGACCUGCUCCAGGUCGUCGAGUCAGUGGGAGCAGAUGUAUGCAUGGUCAAGACUCACAUCGACAUCGUCGAAGAUUUUGACCUGGACCUCACAGAGAAGCUUUCGGCUCUCAGCACACAGCAUGACUUCAUGAUCUUUGAGGACCGCAAAUUUGCCGACAUCGGCAACACCGUCUCUUUGCAAUACUCCUCAGGCGUACACAAGAUUGCUUCAUGGUCACACAUCACAAAUGCCCACCUAGUCCCUGGGCCGGGCAUCAUUACAGGCCUCGCCGAGGUGGGACAACCACUCGGCCGCGGUCUGCUGCUGCUGGCCGAGAUGAGCAGCAAGGGCAAUCUGGCUGGAGGAGAGUAUGGACAGAAGUGUGUGCAAGCAGCUCGCAAUGAUACUACUGGCUUCACAUGCGGAUUUAUUGCCAUGGACCGUAUCGAUGAGAAGGUCGCUCUACAGCCUGGUCAGGAGCACAAAGACUUCCUCGUCCUCACGCCGGGUGUAGGACUCGAUGCCAAGGGAGAUGGGAAGGGUCAACAAUACCGUACACCGGACGAGGUGAUCCGUCAGAGCGGCUGCGAUGUCAUCAUUGUAGGCAGGGGUAUCUACGGCGCUCUGCUCAAGGAUGGAGACAAGAGUGAGGCGUUCCGGAACGUCCAGGAGCAGGCAGCAAGGUAUCGCAAGGCUGGAUGGGAGGCGUACCUGCAACGGACGCAACAAAAUUUGGGAGAGGGGUCAAGCAAGAGAGGUGCCUCGCCCUUGAUGACUCCACCCCGCAAGAGAAGGCUUUUCGCGCCGAAGCCAGCGGUGACAGACGGCGAUGCCGCUCUUGCUCUACAACUCAGUCAGGAGCAGGCAAGCAACGCGAACGGAGUCGGUGCUACGAGGAGCUACUCUUUGCGCCGUCGAACGCAAGAUGCUGUGCAGGUCAAGUCAGAGGAAAGUGAGGAUGCAGUGGCGGAGGAAGUCGAGGCUUUAACGGCCAGCACCAGUGGUACCAGAUCCACUGCGACGUCUCGAAAGAGCAGAAGUAGUGGAGUGCCAAAGCAAGAGGACGAAGACGAUGAAAAGAAGCCUGCCAUAAAAAAGGAGAAGCCGUCACCAUUCGACGUCUCUCCUCAGAAGAAGACCGCAAAGCCUAUCAAGCUCGAGCUGGAUCCCUCGGAGGUCAAGCCCGCUCCAAAGCGGUGGAGGGCGCAACUCGAUGUUCUUCAAAAGCAGCGGAAACGCAUCGUAGCGCCAGUAGACGAGAUGGGCUGCGAGGAGAACGGACGAGAAGAUCGUCGCGCCGACGCUUGGAGAGUGACUGCAGAGGACGAAGAGGAUCGUGCAAAGCGGGAUCGUCUGACGGUCUUGAUCUCACUCAUGCUCAGCAGUCAGACCAAAGACGAAGUGACUGCUCAGGCCGUCAAGAAUCUGCAGACGAACCUCGUAGACGGUAUCUCCCUGGCCAGCAUCCUUGCCUCGACAGACGAGCAAAUCUCCUCUUGCAUCGCCAAAGUGGGCUUCUGGAGACGCAAGACGGGAUACAUCAAGAGCGCUGCAAGUAUUCUGCAGAGCACCUUUGGAGGUGAUGUGCCCAAGGAUAUUGAUGAGCUCUGCAGUCUGCCUGGUGUAGGGCCGAAGAUGGCUUUCCUGACACUGCAGUCGGCGUGGAAGCUCAAUCUUGGUAUCGGCGUCGAUGUGCAUGUGCAUCGUUUGGCAAAUCGACUUGGCUGGUGCAAGACGAAUGACCCAGAGGGGACGAGAUUGGUACUGCAGAGCUUCCUACCCAAAGACCUCCACCACAGCAUCAACAAGACCCUCGUAGGCUUCGGCCAAGUAGUCUGCGUCCCCGUCGGACCCCGUUGCGAUCUCUGCGACUUGGGCAAAGCCCGCCUCUGUCCUUCUUAUCGCAAGGUAGACCCCAAGAGCGCUGCUACCCGGAAGCAAGUUAUUCUGCUGCCGGAGAGUGAUGAGGAGGGUGAAGAGGGGAAGACGGAGAAGGGAGCAGAAGGAGUGGCUCCGGCUAUUGAGGUUGCUAUUGAGGGUCCUGAUGGCGUGGGAAAGAUCGAGGUCAAGGUGGAGGACUGA